Molecule: messenger RNA, 6482 nt
Organism: Pseudophryne corroboree (corroboree frog)
Lineage: Eukaryota; Metazoa; Chordata; Amphibia; Anura; Myobatrachidae
Gene: RELCH
Product: RAB11 binding and LisH domain, coiled-coil and HEAT repeat containing
Exons: 29
Coding region: 88-3723 (1211 amino acids)
Biological process (GO): intracellular cholesterol transport
Cellular component (GO): recycling endosome; trans-Golgi network
Molecular function (GO): protein binding
Source: RefSeq, a predicted model, not a curated record
GGUGUCACUCUGUCCUCCUCCUCCCAGUAUCUUGUCCUUGUCCAGUUUCUCGUCUCCUCCCCGCUUUGGUCUCCGCCUCAUUACAAGAUGGCGGCCCCUGCAGCAGGCUCAGGCCCGGGCGGCUCCUCGGGUGUCACUCCCGGUACCCUGGGUCCCAGUACCAGUAGUAGCAGCAGCGUGAACCCGUUUCUCAGCGACUCGGAGGAAGACGCUGAAGAAGAAGAGGAAGAAGAAGAGGAGGAAGACGACGAGGAUAACGAGGAAGAUGUGUCCCCAUCAGACGCCCGUCCCGGUCCCCAGCUCUCCGCCCGCUACCUGUCGGAAGACAGCGAGCACCACCUGCUGCAGCCUGCCGGACACCGGCCCUGUGUACCGGCGGCGGGGGAUCCGGGCCGGGUACCACUGGAUGCGGUGGCGGCGCAGCUGCUGCGGGAUCAGCUGCUGCUCACUGCUCUGGAGCUGCACACCGAGAUGUUGGAGACCGGCAGGGAGCUGCCCCGGCUUCGGGAUUACUUCUCUAACCCCGGCAACUUCGAGAGACCAGCGGCUGGGGCUCCCCCCGCAAUCGGCAUCUCCAACCCCAGCACAGGCGGCGGCGGACAGCUGAAUCGAGCUGGUAGCAUUAGCACUCUUGAUUCGCUGGACUUUGCUCGCUACUCUGACGAUGGCAAUCGGGAGAUUGAUGAGAAAGUGGCAGUCCUGGAGUUUGAACUACGGAAAGCCAAGGAGACCAUUCAGGCCCUCAGGGUCAACCUGACACUGGCUGCAGAAAAUGAAGUUCCUUUGCAGGAACGAAAAAAUUAUAAAUCAAGUCCUGAAAUUCAGGAGCCUAUAAAACCUCUUGAAAAAAGAGCAUUGAAUUUCCUAGUCAAUGAAUAUUUAUUAAAAAAUAACAGCAAGCUUACUUCUAUAACCUUUUCUGAUGAAAACGAUGAGCAGGAUUUUGAAAUGUGGGAUGAUGUAGGAUUGAACAUCCCAAAACCUCCAGACUUGUUGCAGCUUUACCGGAGCUUUGGAGUAGUUAAGGACACAGCAGACAUUACAGUUGGUGUAACGGAAGAUGAUCUUGAGCCUAUUCCAAGCACGGAGAGACCUGCGGCGGAAUCCCAAACUAUACAGCCAUCUGCAUUAGUGCAAGAACUAGAGAAUAAAAUUAGGCAAUGUAAUGACGAGAAUGCAGCUCUGCUGGAUCAAAUUAGGACUCUCCAGAGGGAAAUUGAAGAUCUCCGAGUAAACCCUGUGACCUCUGUGGCAGAGGUUUGCCCUGAAACUCAGCAGCCUCCUAGGAAACUACACGCCCAGACUUCAGAGGAGAGUGACUAUUACGUAGAUAUAAGAAUUUCAGACACUGACCAUAAAUGUGAGUCUACAGAGGAAAGUCUGCCGCUAGAGCACACGGAAACAGACUUUCAUCUGUCACAGGAUAUUCCACCCAGCCCUGACUUGUCCAAGUUUAGUAAGAAGACCCUUCUGUGCACACAGCCACUUAAAGAUGGAAUACAGUUUGAUCAGCCUAAUAGAAAACUGUCACCAGCCUUUCAUCAAGCACUACUGUCUUUUUGCCGCAUGUCAGCGGACAGUCGCUUGGGUUCAGAGGUGUCUCGGAUUGCUGACAGUGAUAACGGAGUCAUGUUGAUGUUGGGACGCUGCCUGCCUCAUAUUGUUCCGAAUGUUCUCCUUGCAAAACGUGAGGAACUGAUACCACUUAUACUGUGUACUGCCUGCCUCCACCCAGAGCCUAAAGAAAGAGACCAGCUUCUGCACAUACUGUUCAAUUUAAUCAAGCGCCCAGAUGAUGAGCAAAGGCAGAUGAUUUUAACUGGAUGCGUCGCUUUUGCUCGCCAUGUUGGACCAACUCGAGUUGAAGCAGAACUUUUACCUCAGUGUUGGGAACAAAUCAAUCACAAGUACCCAGAAAGAAGACUGCUUGUGGCAGAGUCAUGUGGAGAUCUAGCCCCUUACUUCCCGAAAGAGAUAAGGAGCUCUCUUGUGCUAUCUAUGUUACAACAAAUGUUAAUGGAAGACAAAGCUGACAUGGUGCGGGAAGCAGUCAUUAAAAGUCUUGGCAUAAUUAUGGGGUACAUUGAUGAUCCAGACAAAUAUCAACAGGGUUUUGAACUCCUACUGACGGCCUUAGGUGACCCUUCGGAGAGAGUAGUGAGUGCUACUCAUCAGGUGUUUUUACCAGCCUAUGCUGCUUGGACAAUGGAGUUAGGAACUCUCCAGUCUCACCUUAUCCCCACACUUCUCCAUAAAAUUGAAAAACUCCUCAGGGAAGGUGAACACGGCCUGGAUGAACACAAACUGCACAUGUAUCUCUCUGCUUUGCAGUCCCUUAUCCCUUCACUGUUUGCCACAGUUUUGCAGAAUGCAACAUUUACAAAUAAAGCCAAACUUCAGGGAGAAAUAGUACAGAUUGAAGUGACUAGGUUCCCUCGUCCUAUAUCGCCUCUUCAGGAUGUAGCAACCAUCAUUGGCAGUCGCGAGCAGCUGGCUGUACUACUUCAGCUCUAUGAUUACCAGCUAGAGCAUGAGGGCACCACGGGCUGGGAAAGUUUGCUUUGGGUUGUUAAUCAAUUAUUACCACAACUAAUUGAGAUAGUUGGCCGCAUCAACGUUGCAUCCACCGCUUGCGUUCAUGAGUUUUCAAGGUAUUUCUGGCGGCUGUGCAGGACGUUUGGAAAGAUAUUUACAAACACAAAGGUAAAGCCACAAUUCCAGGAAAUCUUGAGACUGUCUGAGGAAAAUAUUGAAUCUGCAGCAGGAAACGGUGUUCUCACGAAGGCUACCGUCCCUAUUUAUGCAACUGGAGUCCUGACAUGCUACAAUCAGGAAGAAGACCGUAAGCUUCUAGUGGGUUUCCUUGAAGAUGUAAUGACCAUGCUGUCAUUAUCACAUGCCCCAUUGGAUAGUCUAAAAGCAUCUUUUGUGGAGCUUGGGACUAAUCCAGCAUAUCAUGAGUUGCUGUUGACGGUGCUUUGGUAUGGGGUUGUCCACACAUCGGCACUUGUACGGUGUACUGCUGCAAGAAUGUUUGAGCUUUUGGUUAAGGGGGUGAAUGAGACUUUGGUAGCUCAGAGAGUUGUACCUGCCCUCAUCACACUCUCCAGCGAUCCGGAAAUCUCUGUGAGAAUUGCCACAAUCCCAGCUUUUGGCACCAUCAUGGAGACUGUUACCCAGAGAGAGUUAUUAGAGAGAGUGAAAAUGCAGCUGGCUUCAUUCCUGGAAGACCCUCAAUAUCAGGAUCAGCAUUCAUUGCAGAUUGAACUUAUCAGGACAUUUGGAAGAGUUGGACCUAAUGCAGAGCCAAAGUUCAGAGAUGAGUUCGUUCUUCCUCAUUUACACAAAUUAGCUUUGGUCAAUAACCAACAGUCAGUGGAUCCCAAAAGACUGGACAUUGCCACUUACCUGUUUGAAGCUUAUAGUGCUCUAUCCUGCUGCUUCAUAUCAGAAGAAUUGAUGGUAAAUCACUUUUUACCAGGACUUCGAUGUCUACGUUUUGAUAUGGAACAUCUAUCUCCUGAACAUGAGGUUAUUUUAAGCUCCAUGAUAAAAGAAUGUGAGCAGAAGGUGGAAAACAAGACGGUCCAGGAGCCCCAAGGUUCCAUGUCUAUUGCUGCAAGCCUUGUGAGCGAAGAUACAAAGACCAAGUUUUUGAACAAAAUGGGCCAGCUGACCACAUCCGGUGCAAUGUUAGCAAAUGUUUUUCAGCGCAAGAAGUAAUUGGCUUCCUGCCAGCCCAUAAAACACUAAUGAUGGACCACUUGCUCCUUGUACUUGAAGUACUUGCCUUUUUUCUUUUUUCUUUGUUUUCUGUCUGAUGUUCUUGUAAUAUAUUUUAUUAAAAACUCCAAAGAUAUUUGCACUUCAUUAGAAUAUCAGCAUGUCAGUUGAUUUGGAAGUUAAUACUGUAGCUGAAGUUAAACAGGAUCCAUAGCCUAUACCUUGUCUCCGUUAUGUGUUUUUUUUUGUUUUGUUUUUAUACAUACAAAAAAUAUAAAUAUAUAUAUAUAGUGAAAAAGUAUUUUUUGCUGAAAGAAAUAUUGGCAAUUCUAUCUGUUAAAUACUGCACAAAUUGCAAUGGUACUUAAAAAAAAACUGUAAAUUAAAAUUCAUUGUCAUGAAGUAAUAAAGUGAGAGAUUGCUAUGUAUUUAAAUUAUGGAAAUACCUUACAAUUUUGUUAUUACCUUAAUAAGAAAAGAGCCAGCCAGCGUUGCCUUGUGCCUUUUUGGAUUCAUUCCGAAUUAGACCAUUAUAGAAGGGUAAUGCAUUUGUAAUAUUUGAGAUUUUCCAGCCUCUCUUGGUCUUUCUUUUACCAAUUGUAUGUAUCAGUACAGUGACACUACAGUGUUAUUAUAGCUUAAAAGCAUGACACAUCUUCAGUUUUAAUGGGAAGAAUGUUGCAUACAAUUUUGUGAUCUUUAAAAUAAUUUAAAUUGACACUGUAUUUACUAUUGGAAAAUGUAUUAUAUCUGUUCUUACUACUGUUUCUGACUACUGAUGUUAAUACAAUAGCAGGGGGCUGUGGAUAUGAAGACUGUAAGGGGACAAUUCAAAUAUUUGCUUGGCUGCAAUGGGCCAUUCCGGAAGGGCACAUUGUGUCUAGCAAUGGCACUCAUUUUGCCUUGCAUCCUAUGUGCAUAGGAAAUUCCUGCAAUCGGUAAAUAUCUGUGCAGGUUGAUCAGCAUGGCAUAUUUGGGAGCGCAUCACAUUUAAUUGAAUCGGCCAUUAAAAGAGGAGCAUUGGAAUAGCUCUGUAAGAUUUUAAUGAAAUAAAUUGAAAUGCCCAAUUGGAGUUGUUCUUUCGUACAACACAAAAUGUAUAUGUUAAUUAUCCUCCUGUUCCCCUGGCUGUGAGAGGAGCUACUAGAGUGGUGAGGGGACUCAGAGGGAGAUUCAGUGCAACGUGGUGUUAAAAGGGGAGGAAGGACCAAAUUAUAGAAGGACUGUUGUCCAAAUGUUAAAAGAACCCUUUAAUUUUGCACUGCAUUUUUGAAAACUUUAAUUUAACUCUGAAUCGCCUGCAAACAUUGUUGUUUUAUAAUCUAAAAAGCAGGGGUGAGGAAAGUCGGGUAAACUGUUACUAUUUACAAUAAAAAAAAAAUUUGUUCCAUCCCUCUUUUCCCAUAAUCUGAAUAGCACAACUAUGUGUUAAUAUUGCAUAUAGUAUUGUAGAAUGUAGCAGUAAAUGUGUUGCCCCCUCCAAUCCCACGAAUGCCUCUGCUUGACAAACAGAGUCAUUCGCACAUGAGAUUCCGUCGCAUCUUGCUGUGUGCGCACGCGCAGUGUGGCUUCUGCCCGUCCACACACUGCACAGGGCGUCAGCAUGCGAACACUUCCGCAGCAGUGCUCCAUGCUGUAUUAGGCCUCAAGUACACUAUGGGCCUGAAUUAUGUUUGUAAGCAAAGCGAACAACCAAGCAACUGGGCAAAACCAUGCUGCACUGCAGGUGGGGCAGAUGUAAUGUGCAUAGAGAGUUAGAUUUGAGUGGGCUGUGUUCAAACGGAAAUCUAAAUUGCAGUAUAAAAAUGAAACUACAGUAUCUAACAUUUGUUGGCUACAGGCAAAAAACAGCUGCAGUUCAGCAUGGUAUUGCCCAGUUACUUGCUUUUUUGCUUUACUUACAAAUAUCAGGUCCAAUAAGCGAACUAAGAUGCUAAAUUGAGGACAAAUUACAAAAUCUAGGGUAAAAAGGCUAAAUACAGGUCUAGUUAGAGUGACUCGUACCAUGCAUCAUUAUGCUUUAUCUGCAACUUCAUAACAAUUCCUCUAAAAUAUGGAAACUAAUCCUAAGCUCCAAGUGCACUAUGGGACUGAAGACACAGCAAUCAGUAUGUCAUAGUCUGCAGAUGCUGAAAGUGGGCAUCCCAGUCCUUGCACAUUUGGGCCCACAGAUGUACACCACUUUGUGUAAAGUUGCAGAUGGGUGAUGGGCAAAAGACACAUAAAUGAACAAGGCUGCAUCCAACACAAACUUUGCGCCUAUAUAUGUACUAAGAAGCAAAAUUGAAGAAAAAAUGUGCAGCACGGGAACCACUACCCUUGUCGCGUCAGGUGUCUUGCACCUUAAGACACAAAAAGAAUAAGUGUAUGAGGACACAUCUGUAAAUACGAAUACGCGUUAUAUAAAUGGAAUUUUUACACCUACACAUCUGUAAAUACGAAUACGCGUUAUAUAAAUGGAAUUUUUACACCUAGAGAAAAAUGUCUACCGUGCUCUCUGCAGUAAGUAGCCAUGUUAGAGGUUCUUCAAUAAUUAGGCUAUGAGUGAUGACUUUAUAGACUGGCUGUGCAGGGAUGCCCAGUUUAGAUUGGUUGCUCUAUACACAUGGGUAAUGCCAAUUAUGUUAUAUUAACUAAGUUGACUGUGAAUCUACGUUUGAACCUGUAAGAGAUCCUUUAAGCCACUUUCUUAAAUGUCUUGGAAGGGCUUUUGGGAAGUAAUUAUGCUAUGAUUUAUAAUAAAAAAAUGUAAUUUGGUA